GAAAAAAGACAGGACGUGAAAUACUUCCAUUUGCAUCUGCGCUGCAUGUCCCAUGAACUGCAGGGAACAACACAACUUUCUUUACAGAAAGAAGAAAACCCAUCUAGACGCUCCUUAAAGAGCCCGUUUACCGCUGCAGGAAGAAUUCCAUCUCCCCACGAGCUCUGCAGGGAAACCUGGAAGAAGCGGUGAAAAUGUCUGAAUCAAGGACGGAUGAAACUAUCCGGCUCUCCCAGGAGCUCUCAGCGGGAGAGAAGGAAGCCACUGGGACCAGAAAGGGGAAAGUCCUGAAGUGUCUCCAGAGCCAAGGAGUUGCCUGUGAUGAGAAGACCAUGCCCAAUAUCGCCGUGCUAGGAUCGGGUGGGGGUCUGCGGGCCAUGAUCGCCCUUCUGGGAACUUUGGUGGAGAUGAAGAAACAGCGCCUGCUGGAUGCUGCCAUGUACCUGUGCGGGGUGUCAGGUUCCACCUGGUGCAUGUCCACCCUCUACCACGAGAAGGAUUGGGCAGAGAAAAUAGAGGACUUGGAAAGACGCCUGCGUGACCAACUUUCUGAGACUUCCUGUGAUAUUAUAGAAGAGUUUAAUUUGGUGAUACAGGCAGCUGAAGAUGAACUCUUUUCUCUGACCGAUGUCUGGGAUGCUUUCUUUGUCUAUAGUGUAUUGAAACUGCAUGAUUGGACCAAGUUAUCUGAACAAACGGAUGCCUCCAAAAAAGGGACUAAUCCGUACCCCAUCUAUGCAGCAAUAGAAUAUAGCAAAUUGAGUAAAGAAGGUAAAACAAAUCCAGGGACCUGGUUUGAAUUCACCCCCCAUGAGUCUGGUUUCCCUGGCCUUGGGGCAUUCGUGAGCACUAAAGCCUUGGGAAGCAAAUUCCAGGGUGGGACUUCGACAGAACAGAGGGAAGAGAGACACAUUGGCUACUUGCAAGGUCUCUGGGGAAGUGCCCCUGGCAGCAUGAAGGAAAACAUACGUUUUUUAAUAGAUCUUAUUAAGGAAAAAUUCAAAAGACUGAGAAGAGAACGGCGAUAUGCACAUUUUGCAGCAGCUAUUCACUGUUCUUCUGACCAUUGCCGGAGGACUGGCCUCUUCCUGGAGCUUUACAUGCAAGGCUCAGCUGGGAAAGACUGUGAGGAAGUCUUCAGGAAACUAAAGGAAGUGCUGCAAGGUGAGAAAAGCAAGAUUUCCUUCCUGAAGUGCAGUGAGGUGCAUGUGGCCUGGAGUUCAAAGACAUGGGAAGAAAGAAAGGCAGCGUUCGCUGAACUCAUCAUGGUUUUUAAAACUGAACUUCAAGCUAUUCACUGCUGUUGUGGCCACUGCUUGGGUAUCAUCCUCUUCCUGGAGCUUCACAUGCAAGGCUCAGCCGGGAAAGAAUGUGAGGCCGUCUUCAGGAAGCUAAUGGAAAUCCAGAGAGAAGAAGAUAUCAGAAAUUCAUACCUGAGGAGCUGUGACAUGGCUUUGUUCCCUUACUGGAAGAUCGUGGCAGAAGGAUUUUGGGAGAUAGCCAAAUUCAUCUGGGAAUGUGAACGGGAAGCUGCAGGUUUCGCAUGGAGCGUGGCGAAGCUCUUGUGGAAAAUGGCAGUCUGCCUCUGCACCUGGACGUGGGGCAGCACCCACAACUUUCUGUACCAAAGCGGUGUGGCCCAAGCCACUUGCUUGACCAACAAAGAAUUAAUCUACUUGAUCGACGCCGGCCUUGCUAUCAAUUCCGCCUACCCCCUGGUGCUGCGCUCAGCGAGGAACGUGAAACUGAUCCUCUCCUUCGACUUCAGCUCGGGAGAUCCUUUCGAGACCAUCAGGAGCACGUCCGAGUAUUGUCAGACAAAUCAGAUCCCAUUUCCCCUGGUAGAUCCCCAGGUGAUUAAGGACAAAGACAAGCCCUCCGGUUGCUACAUCUUCAAGGGAAAGGAUACGCCCACCGUCAUGCACUUCCCGCUCUUCAACAUGGAAAACUGUCCCGAAGCAAACGAGAUACAGCUGUUCAGAAGCAAGUUUGCCACCAUAAACAUGUCUUACACAAAGAAAGAUAUCGAAGAACUACUCACCAAAGCAAAGAAGAACGUAUCCAACAACCAGGAGAAGAUACUGAAGGAAAUCAAUGAGAUUGUGUCCUCGCUUGCCCCCAAAUAAUUUUAAAACCUCGUCUCUUUUUGUUCUAGAUAGAUAGAUAGAUAGA
Pelodiscus sinensis (Chinese soft-shelled turtle) is the source of this 2172-nucleotide messenger RNA. The record is from RefSeq and is a predicted model, not a curated record. Lineage: Eukaryota; Metazoa; Chordata; Testudines; Trionychidae.